GUACUUUUAUAUAUAUACACAGAGAGAGAGAGAGAGAGAGAGAGAGAGAGAGAGAGAGAGAGAUAUGGGGAGGGGGAUCAGCGAGGUGGGAGUGGAAGAGUUGGUGAAAGCCGGAUUGGAUGUGGACGAGGCGAAGGUGAUGGAGAAAGGCCUGAAAGAAGCAAUUGGUCGGACAGGUGGUGGGGGUGACCGGAGGGAGUUAUGGCGGGAGAUCACGGCUCGACGGCUGCUCCGACCGUCGCACCCACACCCCGUGCACCAGCUCGUCUACUACUCAGUCUAUGCCGACUACGAUGCUACCGCCCAUGGCCCUCCUCUCUAUUGGUUCCCUUCUCUAUAUCAAGCCAAAAGCACAAACCUGGGCCGCCUCAUGGAAACUCAUGGUUCAAAGCUUCUAGGAGCAUUAUACAAGGAUCCCAUAAUAAGUUUUAGUCUAUUUCAAAGUUUCUCUGCAGAGCACCCUGAGGUUUACUGGUCACUUGUACUCAAAGAGCUUUCAAUUCAAUUUCGUGAGGCCCCAAAGUGCAUUCUGGAUACUUCCGUCAAAUCAAAACAUGGGGGAACAUGGCUUCCUGGUUCCGUUUUGAAUAUUGCCGAGUGUUGUUUAAUGUCAACCAACUAUCCAAGGAAGGAGGACAACAGUUUGGCCAUUGUAUGGAGAGAUGAAAACUGUGAUGAUUCCCAAGUUAAUCAGAUGACACUGAAAGAGCUCCGAGAGCAAGUAAUGUUAGUGGCAAAUGCCCUGGACACAAUAUUCUCCAAGGGAGAUGCAAUAGCAAUUGAUAUGCCAAUGACAGUAAAUGCAGUCAUUAUAUACUUGGCAAUUGUACUAGCUGGAUUUGUUGUUGUAUCAAUAGCUGACAGCUUUGUUGCAAAGGAAAUCGCUACUCGUUUGCGCGUGUCAAGAGCAAAGGCUAUCUUUACUCAGGAUUUUAUAGUACGGGGAGGUCGGAGAUUUCCUUUAUACAGUCGAGUAAUAGAUGCUGAACCACCUAAAGCUAUUGUCAUUCCGGCAUCUGGAAAAGAUGUGGGUGUUCAGUUAAGGAAACAGGACUUAUCAUGGAACGAUUUCGUUUCCUGUGUUAAUCACCUCCCUAGACCAAAUUCCUAUUCUCCUGUCUAUCUACCCAUAGAUUCGACGAGUAAUAUACUCUUCUCAUCUGGAACCACAGGGGAUCCAAAAGCCAUACCAUGGACCCACCUUUCUCCAAUGAGAUGUGCUGCUGAUUCGUGGGCACAUUGUAAUGUUCAAGCUGGCGAUGUCUUCUGCUGGCCCACAAAUCUGGGAUGGGUAAUGGGGCCAAUUGUGCUCUAUUCAUGCUUUCUAACUGGGGCAACUCUUGCUCUUUAUCACGGAUCUCCUCUCGGCCGCAGUUUUGGGAAAUUUGUUCAGGACGCAGGUGUUACUGCUUUGGGCACAGUCCCAAGCUUAGUCAAGACAUGGAAGAAUACACGUUGCAUGGAAGGCUUAGAUUGGUCAAAGAUUACGUCAUUUGCUUCUACUGGAGAAACCUCUAACGUCGAUGAUGACCUUUGGCUUUCUUCAAGAGCUUACUACAAACCAAUUGUUGAAUGUUGUGGCGGCACGGAGCUUGCAUCAUCCUACAUCCAAGGAAGUCUUCAGCAACCACAAGCUUUUGGAGCAUUUAGUUCUGCGUCAAUGACAACAGCCUUUGUCAUUUUGGAUGAAAAUGGGGUUCCCUAUCCGAAUGAUCAAGCUUGUAUUGGAGAAGUGGGUUUAUUUCCUCGAUACAUGGGAGCUACUGAUAGAUUGCUUAAUGCUGAUCAUGAGGAAGUGUACUUCAAAGGAAUGCCCAUGUACAAAGGAAUGAAACUAAGGAGACAUGGAGACAUCCUCAAGAGAACUGCUGGUGGCUAUUUUAUUGUACAGGGUAGGGCUGAUGACACUAUGAAUCUUGGUGGCAUAAAGACGAGCUCAGUUGAAAUUGAGCGCGUGUGUGACCGAGCUGAUGAAAGUAUAUUGGAAACUGCUGCUGUCACUGCUGCACCACCAAUUGGUGGUCCAGAACAGUUGGCUAUAUUUGUGGUACUGAAGAAAGGAUAUAACAGUGAACCAGACAGGCUAAAGAUGCUAUUUUCAAGAGCCAUUCAAAUUAAUCUUAACCCACUGUUUAAGGUGAACUUUGUAAAGAUCGUCCCAGAGUUUCCUCGAACAGCUUCUAAUAAAUUACUCAGGAGAGUACUAAGAGACCAAUUGAAGCGCGAUCUUCACAUUCACAGUAAACUUUAACAGCAACUCCUCUAAUUUGUGGUAUGGAGUUUGUCGACUUGUAUCAUGCUUGCAUAUAUUGUUUGAGAUGAAUGAAUAAGCGCGAUACGCGAUUAAAGUUCUUCGAGAUCAAAUUGGUCCAACCACAAAAUAGUCAUAAGAAAAUUUUCAAUUUCAUGCUGUUAGGUGAAUCAUAUAUCUAGUGAUUGUAAGAUUUGUUUUCAUUUGUCAAUUACUCGAGCAUUUCAAUCUAUAUUUUGUAUUUUUUCAA
Messenger RNA from Rhododendron vialii, 2501 nucleotides. RefSeq names its product probable CoA ligase CCL12. Bases 65 to 2251 code for a protein of 728 amino acids. The record is from RefSeq and is a predicted model, not a curated record. The transcript is spliced from 14 exons. NCBI's taxonomy places the organism in Eukaryota, Viridiplantae, Streptophyta, Magnoliopsida, Ericales, Ericaceae.